CAGUCUCCUCUCGGCCGUCGUGGGCGGCGCUGUUCGCUCUCGAGUCGGGCAUGAGCAGUGGUGGUCGCGCAGCGGGCCGGUGAUUCGACGAGAGGUCGCUGCGCUGGUCUUCACCCCGAGAGCUCGCGGCAUGGCAGCGGCGCCGAGCGCCCGGCGCAAGUGCCCCGCGCGCCAGCGGCUGCUGGAGCGCUGGCCCACGGUCCUGAUGCUGCUGCUGCUGGGCAGCCUGAUGCUCAGCUGGCACGAGGCCGAGGCGAACAGCGUGCACCGGCGCUUCUACCGGCGUGCCGUGCGCCUCUGCUCCAAGAACCUCAGCGACGCGCUCUACCUGAUCUGCAAGGAGCGCGGCUUCAACGAGCCCUUCGGCAACAGCGGCGAGGUCGAGCGCCACGCCAGCGGGCCCGGCCUCGUCGAGGAGUGCUGCUACAACGCCUGCAGCCUCGAGCAGAUGGAGCAGUACUGCAAGCCCGCCUCCAAGUCCGGCUGAGCCGCGCGCGCCGGCCGCGCGGGCGGGGGGCCAGGUCGGGGCGCCGUGUCGCCCCCGAGGCGGCGAGGAGGCGAGCGCGUAGCUUGCCGGCCAUGGCGCAGGACGCAAGAGUGAGAAAGCCGAGCGGUGAUUUAGUCUUGUAUAGUCGAAACGACACGAAUAAGUCUUGUUGCACUGCUGCCGCUGCCGUCGCCGCUGCUCGUCGGCGAUACGCGAGGAAAGACCGCGACGACGAGAGAGUGAUAACUUUCGAAAGGUUCGCUGCAAAAUACGUGUAGAUAUGAUUGUACGUUCCCGAGCUCUCUCUCUCUCUCUCUCUCUCUCUCUCUCUCUCUCUCUCUCUCUCUCUCUUUCUCUCUCGCUCGCUCUCCCGAGUAUAUACAUGUAAAAUGGACUCGAUACAACGGCAUUGUGUCUCUGCGUACGAGUGUCCGAGUGUACUUUCAGCGCCAAUGUGAUACAUGUAACAUUCCGCUUGCGAUUUCGUUCCCUCUCCGUCGGAUCGGCGCGUGGAGCUCGCGGCGACUAGUGUGGCGAGCCGAUCUCAUCCGUUCUUGCCCCGCUCCCACGCCCUUUUUUUCUCUCUUUGUCGACCGACGAUGAUCUCACUAGUAUUAACUCUCGAUUAAGGCAAACGUGAUAUAUCUUGUGUAUAUUUUACAAUAAUCGAUUAAUAAUGUAACGACAGAGCUGAUGCAUGUGUGUGUAUGUGUGCGUGUGCAUGCGAGAGAGCAAAAAAUGGCAUGUAAAGUAUAGAUAGUACUAUGUAUAGUUCUCGACAAACAAUGUAUAUAGUGUGCGCGUUUCUUGUAUAUACACAGCGUGUGUGCGUAACAAACCGGCAUCGAUUUCUUACGAUUCUCUUAAGAUUUUUUGCUGCGCUGCGUCGGCAAGCCAGCGCAACGCCAAGAAGGUAAUAAAGUAUAUAAAUGCGAGAGGCAUGAAAAUUACACAGUGUUUGAGUUGUUGUUUGGUUGUUGUUUCGAAAGCUCUUCCCUCCCCUCCCUACGUGGCAGCAAGGACCUUGAAGCUCGCGACUCGAUCUCUUCUCUCUGGCUCUUACGUGGCAACUACGCCAACGAAGGAAAGAGAGAGAGAGAGAGAGAGAGAGAGAGAGAGAGAGAGAGAAAGGAAAGUAAUAA
Molecule: messenger RNA, 1629 nt
Organism: Phymastichus coffea
Lineage: Eukaryota; Metazoa; Arthropoda; Insecta; Hymenoptera; Eulophidae
Product: insulin-like growth factor I
Exons: 1
Coding region: 131-487 (118 amino acids)
Cellular component (GO): extracellular region
Molecular function (GO): hormone activity
Source: RefSeq, a predicted model, not a curated record